Messenger RNA from Eriocheir sinensis (Chinese mitten crab), 2642 nucleotides. Its product is annotated as probable ATP-dependent RNA helicase DDX10. The record is from RefSeq and is a predicted model, not a curated record. The transcript has 15 exons. The coding region runs from base 164 to 2551 and encodes 795 amino acids. NCBI's taxonomy places the organism in Eukaryota, Metazoa, Arthropoda, Malacostraca, Decapoda, Varunidae. Gene Ontology annotation, molecular function: ATP binding; RNA helicase activity; nucleic acid binding. Gene Ontology annotation, cellular component: nucleus. Gene Ontology annotation, biological process: rRNA processing.
UUUGUUUUGGUGUCGCCGUUGCAAAGAAGGAAAACACUCCUCCUCGUGUGCCCCGUGCCAGGCUGCUCUCUGUGGUGUUUGUUGCAGUCUGAUUCCUCGAUCCCUCAAUGCUUAGGUCAAGACUGAAGGAUACAUGAGAUAAAUUUUGCUGAAGGCAGUCACCAUGAAGAAAAAACACAACGCUUUUAACAAACAUGGCCCAAGGAAAUCAAAGGUUCAGAAGUUUAGGCGAAAGAAGAAGGGUGACUUGGAGAAGCAGGAGAUCACACUGCUGGAGGCAAGCAAAGCCAAGCUUGAUGGCAUGAACCCUGAAGAGAUUGAGAGUUUUGCUGUCCUCCCAUUAAGCAAGAAAACUCUGAAGGGUCUCCGGGAAGCCAAGUUCACUGUGCCCACCAAGGUGCAGCGACAGUCACUCGUGUUUUCUCUGCAAGGGCUGGAUGUAGUGGCUGCUGCAAAGACUGGCUCGGGGAAAACACUUGCCUUCAUCAUACCGCUGCUGGAAGUGUUGUACAAUAAGCAGUGGACUCAGUUGGAUGGUCUCGGUGCACUGGUCAUCACCCCGACCCGGGAGCUGGCCUACCAGAUAUUUGAGGUGCUGAACAAGGUGGGCAAGGACCAUGACUUCUCGGCUGGCCUCGUCAUUGGGGGGAAGGACCUGAAGUAUGAAUGGAAUCGCAUCAGCUCCUGCAACAUCAUGAUCUGCACGCCGGGUCGUCUCCUGCAACACAUGACUGAGAACGCCGAGUUUGUCAUCGAUAACGUUCAGAUGCUCGUUCUGGACGAGGCUGACCAGUGCCUCUCCAUGGGUUUUGCUGACACCAUGAACUGCAUCCUGGAGGAGCUUCCUUCAGAGAGACAGACUUUGCUCUUCUCUGCCACACAAACCAGAGAUGUCAAAGACCUGAUCCGUGCUGGCUGCAACAACCCAGUGUUCUGCUCAGUCCACGAGCACUCCAAGACCUGCACACCCAAGGGUUUGCAGGAGAGCUACGUCCUGUGCAGCAUCCAGGACAAGUUCACUUUCCUCUGGUCCUUCAUCAGGCACCACCGCAAGCAUAAAAUCCUGGUGUUUCUGGCAACAUGCAAGCAGGUCCAGUACUACUAUGACAUGCUGUGCAAGCUUCAUCCAGGCCUCUCCGUGAUGGGGCUUCAUGGCUCCAUGCACCAGCUGCGUCGCAUGGCUGUUUAUGAUGAGUUUUGCCAGAAAAGAAAUGCUGUGCUCAUCGCCACAGAUGUUGCAGCACGUGGAUUGGACAUCCCUGCUGUGGACUGGGUGGUUCAGGUGGACUGCCCUGAAGACAUCACCACCUACAUCCACCGUGUGGGGAGGACGGCGCGCUACUCCAAGAGUGGCGAGGCCAUCCUGCUCCUCACACCCUCAGAGGAGCCGGCCAUGCUGGACUGCCUCAAGGCCAAGAACAUUCCCAUUGAGAAGAUUGAUGUUGACCCGUCCAAGCUGCAGGGAGUCAAUGUCAAGAUGGAGAUUGUCCUCAGCAAGUACAAUAACCUCAAGGAAGAGGCUGUGCGGGCCUUCAAGUCGUACCUAAAGAACAUCGCUCUCAUGCGGAACAAGAAGGUGUUUGACGUGACAUCCAUUGAUUUUGACGCCUUUGCUCGGUCCUACGGUCUGGUGGUGACCCCCAGGGUAAGGUUCAUAGAGAAGCAGCUCAAGCAGAAGGCCGGCAACAAAGCCAUUAAGCCACCAGCAAGCAGCACAACACAGUCUGAACCAAGCACUUCUGCCCUCUCCUCAAAGCUCACGACACUUGACUUUGGUGCAGAUGACAGUGAUGAGGAUGACGAUUUCCUCAGCAGUGCAAAGGACCAGAAUAUAUAUAUCCCUCCAGAGGACUCACAAGAUUCACAAGUCGCAGAAGAGUCACAGAAAUCCGAAAGCAAGAAGAAGAAACCUUUGACCAAGUAUGCUGUGGUCAAGAAACUCUUAAAAAAGAACCUACAAGUAAACAAGAGGGUUGUGUUUGAUGAGGAAGGGGAAGAAAUACUGGAUCCAAGGACACAACAGGUCUCUGAGGCAGCACGCACGGAACAGGCGGAAGAAACAAGUGGCAUCAACAUUGCCAAACUGAAGGAGAUCAUGAGGGAAGAGGACAAAGUUGACAAAAGGCUCCAUGCAGUGAAGUUGAAAGAGAAAAAUUGGGAAAAGAAGAGAAAAGAAAAGGAAAAGAAUGCAAAGCUCAGGAGAGGUGGAAGUGAUGAUGAAGCAGAUAUGGAAGAAAGCGACGUGGACGAGGACAGCAACAUUGAUGACGAUGACACUCAAGCUAUCAUCGAUGACUUGCCUGACCCUGAUGAGCAUUAUGGAAAGACUGGUGACUCCGCAGAGGAAGAGGAGGAGGAGGAGGAUGAAGAUGAGGAAGACAGUGAGGAGGAAGAAGAGCAACCACAACCUAAGAAGAGUCUGAAGCGCCGGACCAAAGAGCAGGCGAGGGAGGCCAAGAGGGCGCGGCUGGCACAGAGCAACACCCUGGAGUCACUGCCGGUGGACGAGCAGGAGCAGCUGGCCCUCUUCCUCCUCAGAAACAAGCGUUAAUAACCAUGCCAUCACUGAUAAGGGAAAACACUCACUUCAGCCUUAUAUAAGUAAUCUGUUAUUAGUGGUUUUAAUAAAUUAUAAAGCUACA